Messenger RNA from Alternaria alternata, 1320 nucleotides. Its product is annotated as Clavaminate synthase-like protein. The transcript has 3 exons. Lineage: Eukaryota; Fungi; Ascomycota; Dothideomycetes; Pleosporales; Pleosporaceae. The coding region runs from base 200 to 1240 and encodes 346 amino acids. Gene Ontology annotation, molecular function: dioxygenase activity. The record is from RefSeq and is a predicted model, not a curated record.
UACAAGUAGACGGAGUUGUGCCGAGUGGAUAUUCGGACGACGCAUCAGGCACUUCGAGUUGAGUGGCCUGCAUCCAGAUAUAUCCGACGUCUGAUUCUGUUCCCUCUGUAGCUCUCUUAGUGCCUGAAUCCCGCCUCACCUCUGCCCCUCACCUAUCCCACCUCCAGGCCUUCGCACCUUACAUCCGCAGUCAUUCAAUAUGUCUCCUCCCGAAAACGACCAAGGCCCCAUACCAGUCAUCGACAUCUCCAGGCCAUCCGAGACAGUCGCUCAGCAGGUACUGGACGCAGCUUCUACCCAUGGCUUUCUCUACAUCAAGAAUGACGGUGUGACCAUUCCACCACAAGACAUCGAUGACAUGUUCAAGGUGUCCCAAGGGUUUUUCGCCGCCCCCAAGGAGCACAAAUCGGAAUUCGCAAUCCACUCGGAAAAGGCUGGCGGCAUAAACCGGGGUUGGGUUCAAAUGCAAGGCGAAUCACUAGAUCCCCAAGGCCAAAAGCAAGGCGACCCAAAGGAAGCUUUCAACAUCGGACCUCCCAACCCAACCCUUCAACCCCUACCUUCACCACUCCGAGAAUCGUCUGAACUGAUAUCACGUUUCCAAUCAUCAUGCCAUGCCCUCUGCACAAACAUACUCUCUCUCCUCAACACCGCCCUACAAAUCCCCGAUCCCCAUUACUUCAGCACCCGCCACGACCAAUCCCUUGGCCUGUCCGGCACCAUCUUCCGCAUGCUAUACUACCCGCCAACCUUAUCCCAGGGAAAAGAGUCCAAGCAAGGCGAAACUAGUAUUCGUGCAGGCGCACAUUCAGACUAUGGCAGUCUCACUCUUCUCUUCCGACUCCCGGGCCAACCCGGUCUUGAGCUGUCUACGCCUUCAGGUUGGAGAGCCGUGCCUGUGGAUCCAUCCCCAUCGACUAACCAAUAUCCUCCUAUCUUGGUAAACAUAGGUGACUUGCUGUGUUACUGGACGAAUGGAAUGUUGAAAUCUACUGUCCAUCGUGUUACAUUCGAGGGUGGACAAGAGAGGUACAGUAUGGCGUAUUUCUGUCAUCCGCUGGACGAGGCGAGGUUGGAUGCUGUGCCUAGUCCGGCAAUUGAGCGAUUUGGCAACAGAGGGGAGGAAGAAUUGAGGAGUCAGAGAAAGAGGCUGGGACUAAGAGAGGAUGGAUUGGGUGAGGAGAUCAUAACAGCCAAGGGACACUUGGAAAGAAGGUUGAAGGUGACGUAUGGGAUAUGACAAGAUCUAUUAUGCUUGGAAUGGUAUUACGAACGCCACACUAUGCCCUUUGCCUAACCAAAACACCUCGCUAUGCUUUG